Mycena citricolor is the source of this 1491-nucleotide messenger RNA. Lineage: Eukaryota; Fungi; Basidiomycota; Agaricomycetes; Agaricales; Mycenaceae. The record is from the annotation of a GenBank genome assembly.
UUGGGAUAGACGCGCAGUGAUCGAAAGAGCGCGACCUGAGCUCCUGGCCGGAGGAAACGAGCAGUCAGAGCGCACGCCUUGAGCGCGCGAUUGUGCCCAUCUGACUUGAGAAGAUCCAACACAACAUCGAUAAGCUCCUGGGGCAGGGAGUUCAUGGCGAGGCGCGGUGCACAACUGGGAUAAUGCUGAUGACUCAGCAUCUUCCAUCUUUUUAUGCUCUCAGCGCGAUUCUGUCAUCGCAGUCCUCCGCGUUGGCCAUGGAUAGCUGUCUCAUAUAGGCACUACCGCUGUCUACACACCUCUCUAGACUCUGCCCGCAGAUACAGGAUUCUCUUCCUAGGGCGGGAUGAAUUCUCCUGCGAAAUUUUGAAAGCGUUACACACAGCGCAGGACGUCUGGGAAAUCAUUUCCGUGGGGACGAAUCCUGAUACAAAACACGGGCCAUCCCCCCUCCGCACCGUCGCCCAAUCCUUCUCCAUCCCCGUGCACUUCAUCCCACCAAGCAAACCCGAGUUCAGACACUGGACGCUCCCCGCGCCCUUCCAUGCGGAGCCCUCGCUUUCCUCCUCGUCGCCGCCCGCGGACCACGUCUUGAUCACCGCGUCGUUCGGGCGGAUCCUCACCGCCGCCCAGCUCGACUGCUUCGCGCCUGAUCACCGGCUGAACGUCCACGGCUCCGUCCUGCCUUCGCUGCGCGGUCCUGCGCCCAUCCAGCACGCGAUAUUGUCCGGCGCACCCACGACGGGCGUGUCCAUCGCGCGGAUGCUGAAGAAGGGCAUCGACAAGGGACCGGUUUGGGCUACAUCUCAAGUGCCUGUGCGCGAGGAUGCGACAUUCACGAGCUUGCGGGACGAGCUUGCGGACCAUGGGGGCAAGCUGCUCGUUCAGGUCCUCCGCAACAUGCUGGCCGGCACGGCCGCAGCCACGCCGCAGCCCCCCAUCUCGCCAACUCAGCACGCGCGGGCCAUCACAACCGCCGAUUCGAUACUCGACUUCUCAACCAUGACUGCAGACGAUAUCGUCAUCCUCCACCGUGCCAUUGGACACCAGCGAGCGCUGACCACCUGGCUGCCCCUCGGCACGCGGCUCCAGCUGCACGACCCCACCGCACUAUCUUCCCUGCACCCCCAACUCUCUUCCGAACUCAUACUGUCCGAUAAACCCGGUGCCCUGGUGUACUGCAAGCCGGCCAGAAGCCUGUUCAUCCGGUGUGCCAGGGACACGGUGCUGGCUGUCCCACGAGUGAAGAAGGAGCGACGCAGCAUGUUGGAGGCACGAGAGUUUUGGAACGGGGUCAUUCAGAAUCCGCGGAUAUUCGUCGACGGAGAGGUCAGACUUGUCAGGAUGGGCGAAGAGAUGUGGUGAAGACGCUGCAUGUGGUAUCUUGGCCACGCUGCUGCUGGAUAUCUCAAACGAUUGAUUACGAAACGAGUCCACGCGAUUUUCUACUACAGGUACACUAAUAGUCUCAAAACGUCCAUGUCGAACACC